UGUUGCCUCUGAAACCGCAUAACCAAAAAUAAAUAAAAAAAUUGUUAAAACGGAUCAGUGUAUUAUUAUUAUUAUUAUUAUUAUUGUCCACAACCGGAGUUCACCACGGUCACUAUAGUGCUCACCAUUGUACACGGUCGUGACAUCGUGACAUAAGGGCUGAGGAGAGUUCGCGCGCGAAAACCAAUCGCUCUUUUCGACACGCGGGUAAGUGGCCACCGAUGCGCUGGGAAUGUCGCCGCAUUUUCUCGACAGUAUUCAGCGGUCGUGGUUACCAUUAGGUCGUUGAUAAGUAGUAGUUCCGUGCGUGCGGGACCCGGUGUUUGCGGUUUACGGUGCUGGACGCGAGUCGUUGGAACCGCUGGAGCCGGAUUGCACGCGUUUCGUUGAAGGUACGCGGACGGCACGGAUACCGACGUGGUGAUCGCCUGCUAGUGUUCAGAUUGAUCGACUUAUGGAAACCUCGGAAGUCGACACGUCCAUUCUGACUCCGUUGCACAGUAACCGAUACGAUUACUUGCGCGCAGACGACAAAGACAACUUUGGUGAUUCGGCGUUUCUGGCCGAGAACCUUGACAAGGAAUUGCCUAAGACACUGCCCGAGCUGUCUGAAAUCACUGACAGCGAUACAUACCUACACAACAACGAACCGUCGCAGAUGAUGACUGUCGAUAGUUCAUGGACUGAAGAUUCAACUUCUUGUUUUCCUACAUCAACUAAUUCAAGUUUUCCUAUAGCACUUCCAGGUCCUAGUGAUUUUGAUGAGUUUAGUGGCCUUCAAUCUGAUUCCAGAGCUGAAACACCUGGAUUAGGGUUAAAUUCAAUUUUUACUGCUGAUGCUGAUUUAUCCGAUCCAACUGCUGAAAUAGGUGUUUGUGGUCUUCGAAAUCUUGGUAAUACGUGUUUUAUGAGUGCAGGUCUACAAGCUCUCUUGUCUACUGAGAGCCUUGUUACUUAUUUUUUGAAUUUUGACACUGAUGGAUCUGAAGAUACGUUGAUUGGACAAUUUUCUGAUCUUGCCAAACGUUUUUGGCAUGGGCAGUUUAGUAUUAUUAAUCCACAUCAGUUCAAAUAUGUAUUGGGAAAACGAUACGCACAGUUCCGAGAUUGCAGCCAGCAUGAUUGUCAAGAAUUUUUAGCACUUCUGUUAGACAGUUUAAACGAUGAACUAUUGAUGCAUAUUUCCAAACACUGCAAAAUAAUAACUUCACGUAAAACUCGUAAGUCUCCAAAUCCCAGAAAACUGUUGCCACGUGAUGUUGAUGAGUUUGUUAUUAGUUCGUCUGAUUAUGAAUUACCUCAAACUAUAUGUGAAAUUUUAACAGAAAAGUUAUCUGAGAAUCAAGACUUGCUGGAAAAAAUAGCAGACAAUUCCGACUCUGAUGUACAUGUGUCACCAAUUGAUAGUACCAUAUCUUCAUGCGAAUCGGAUAGUCAUAAAACCAAAGUUAAAAUUACUGAUUUGCUGAAUGGAAAAAGAGAAAUUUGUUGUGAUUCCUCAUCUGAUUUAAAACUUAUGGAUCUUAAGCGUGUAAAAUUAGAUGAUGCUAAACUAAAUAAAACAGAACUGGUGGAAGCUGAUUCAUUAGGGUCUACUGUUGAAAAUCGUACACAACAAGAAUCUAUCAUCAAUAGAAUAUUUCAAGGACAAUUUGAAAGUACUGUUACAUGUCUUGAGUGUAAUUAUGUAUCUGUUAUGCAUGAGCCUUUCAUGUAUCUUUCUGUACCAUUACCUUUUGCUACUCAACAACAAAUGUAUGUAACAUUUGUAAGUGCAACAAACAAACCACCUAUUAAAUACCUGAUUACUGUUAAUAAACAGGAUGAUAUUAAAAAAGUUAAAAAUGAAUUGGUUGCUUUGAUUGGGGAAGAUAAAUGUUCUGAUAUGUUGGUUGUUGCAGAAGUUUUCAAUAAACAUAUUUCAAAAAUACUAAGCGAUGACUACCUUGUUAGAAGUGUGGAUUACAAUAAUCGUGAUUUGUAUGCAUUUGAAGUGCUAGAAAUAAAUGUGGAUCUCAUGAACGGUGAUAAAGAGACAUGUACUGAAGGAGAUGCUCAUAUUGAGCCAAUGGAUGUAGAUUCUGGAACAGUUGAACAAGGAGAAACUUGUACCAUAUGCCUAGAAUGUAAACCUGAUAUGCUGCAUCAUAAAGAUAUCAAGGACUGUACUUGUGUGUUAUGUGAAGAAUGUAUUAAAAUGAGUUGUGUUCAUUCCAGUGGAGAAAAAGAUAGAAUAGAUUGUCCUGUUUGCAGAGUUAAAAUAGAUCCCAAAAUCGAUUUAAUUCCCAUUGAUCAACCUGCCAAUAGUAUAAAUCAAACUAUUCGACGUUUGACUAUUCCAAUUGUGAUAAAACAAAUGGAUGAUAAAGGUUUAAUUGGUCGGCCAGCAUUGAUACGUUUACCGAGUGAAGUUCCUGCUGAAAUACUUUAUAUUGAAGUUGCUAAACUUCAUCCUUAUUCUGAAGAUUUUUCGCUAUCUCUAGUUGAUGGUCAAGGGACUAUGUGCUCUAGAUGUAUGUGGGAUUCACAUUGUACUGGUUGUGUGAUACCUAAAAGUAGUAUGGUUAAGUUCCGGAGCGGCGAUACACUAGCUGUUAUGUUUGAAGAAAAUAUUGAUAUUAAUUUGCUUGAGACUGAAUUGCAUCCAGGGUCUACUGAAGAAAUGCGAUCAAAUAAACCUCUUACAAUAUAUGAUUGCAUUAAUGCUUUUUGUCAAAGUGAACUUCUGGAUGAUAAUAAUCCUUGGUGGUGUCCAUUCUGCCAAAAAAAUCAAUGCGCUACUAAAACACUCUCCAUAUCCAAAUAUCCUAGGUGCUUAAUUGUUUACUUAAAAAGAUUUGUCUUUCAUGAAAAUUGGGGGAUUAAAUUACAAGAUAGUGUAGUUUUUCCUAUAGAUGGUUUAAUUUUGGACAUGAAACAAGAAGUUGUUUAUGAUUUAUAUGCAUGUGUUUGUCAUACUGGAAGUACUUCUAUGGGUCACUAUACAUCAUAUACUAAACAUAUUGAAUCGGAAGAUUGGUAUUAUUAUAAUGAUGAAACUGCUACUAAAACAAUACCAGGACAAGAAGACUAUUGCAAUGCAUAUAUUUUGUUUUAUAAAAAACAAGGAUUACCUGAUGAAGAUGCCGAUUCCUCAGGACUAGAAAAUCGUUCACUUUGAAUAUUAAAUUAAGAAAUAUGGUAAAAUAAUUGCUAUGUACAUGAAAUUUUUACUUAUGUUUAUAGUACUAAAUGAAAAAAAAUUAAGGUAAAGGACUUGCUAACAAU
Molecule: messenger RNA, 3267 nt
Organism: Sipha flava (yellow sugarcane aphid)
Lineage: Eukaryota; Metazoa; Arthropoda; Insecta; Hemiptera; Aphididae
Product: ubiquitin carboxyl-terminal hydrolase 15-like
Exons: 11
Coding region: 455-3160 (901 amino acids)
Biological process (GO): protein deubiquitination
Molecular function (GO): cysteine-type deubiquitinase activity
Source: RefSeq, a predicted model, not a curated record